Centruroides sculpturatus (bark scorpion) is the source of this 3063-nucleotide messenger RNA. Its product is annotated as TOX high mobility group box family member 3-like. The record is from RefSeq and is a predicted model, not a curated record. The transcript has 5 exons. Gene Ontology annotation, cellular component: nucleus. NCBI's taxonomy places the organism in Eukaryota, Metazoa, Arthropoda, Arachnida, Scorpiones, Buthidae. Gene Ontology annotation, biological process: regulation of transcription by RNA polymerase II. Bases 1319 to 2260 code for a protein of 313 amino acids. Gene Ontology annotation, molecular function: chromatin DNA binding.
GUUUUAUAGGGGGAUCUACUGUAUAAAAUACUGUCGAAAUACUUAUCGAGUGUAUCCCGUUUGAAGACACCAUUGCUUAACCUUGUUUUCGUCGUGGAGCGGCACAUUGUACGGCGGACGCGUGUGAAGAGUGUCAUGUGACAUUUGUCGGUGCUGUCCUGUCACGUGAUAUAUCAUAAUAUACUAUAGUAUGUAUUUUGUAAUAAGAAAUGAAAUAAUUAUGUUACUAGGGUUAAUCUUUAUCUAUGUGCACGGCAGUCCGGACUCUUCAUGCUCCCAAUGAACUCCUCCCGGAGGGGAGCCGCCGAUGCUUAACGUCACUAGUUAUUGAUUCAUGGAAGUUCUUGAACACACUAGUCUCAAUAAGUACGUGAUCGAGUGAUGUCGAAAUCGGGUCACGUGACAUGAAUUGUAAGCAUUCGCCAUCCAAUGUGCUACUCCGCGAUGUGAACAAGGUUAGGCAAUGGCAGCUUCCACAGUGCAGUCGGUAAAUAAUCCGAUGAGUUUUCGCUUAUAGCUCUUAUUAUAUGCGUCACCCCCAAAAAUUCCUAUGUGUUUAGGACAUAACUAUUAGAGAGAUGUUUUAAGAGAGCAAAAUUACGAAAAAAGGCCCCAUGCAGUAAGGAUAAACUUUUACCAUUGCAUUGUAUUACUGUACAAAUAAAGCUUUUUAGCCUUGCCGAUCGCUAAGUUCGAAUGGUAUCGUCUCAUGUGGUGUUUACAAUGACGCUGCUAAAAGGCCUUCCUAUUGGUCAAAUUUUUGCCAUUCUGCUUUUCGCUGCGACAAAAGUGGAAAAUUUUCCACUUGGUAUUCUGUCAGCUUCGACGGCAAAAGUGACAUCAUUUUUCCAUUCUGUCGUCUGUUUCUGCAUGUGAGUACCAGUACUUUUCGGUUAACGGGACGCCAGCCGAUAUGCACGGCAACGUGUAAGAUUCCAUCUGUAGAUGAAGAGUUUCACACCACCCCAGAAUUGUCAACCCUUGGCAUGACAUUUGUCUCCGAAUGCCAAUUUUUAACACUUAUCAGUCUCCCACAUCCUCCUGACAUGCACCUAUGAAUCACACCUCGACGCUGAAGUAGGGUGAGCCCCCAUAUCCUCUACAACUAUAUAACAUUGAGUACUCCAUGAACUGUCAAGUGGGCUACUCAAAGCUGGCACGGUCAUGUGGGCUAAACUGUUAAACGCUGUCUUCUGGCAUCCCAUUAACCGAAAAGUACCAAACAAGAAAAUUAGCAGUUGGAAUGCUGGUAUUGAAUAUUUACAUAGGAUGCACGUAACAUUAAUAUGAGAAAAAGGAAGAAAAUAAAAAUUCAAAUAUGGUAAUCGAAAAGUUAACCGCUCCAUCCAUUACGAUAAAUAAUUGGUGGUCAUUUUUCGAUUUUUACCUUUCUCUUUGCAGUUAUUAUUACAAUUGUCAGUUGGGUUUUCGUUUGUCUCAUCGUCUCCAUCGAUGUUUACUGCUUAUGUCUAUCCAACACCAAAAUUACUUUUGCUGCCAAAAGGGCGGAUGUCAGAGGUUUCCCCGACAUCCACCCUUUCCUUCUGUGAUUAAAAACCCGGAAGCUAAUACCGCUUUCCUCUUUCAGCCAGCGGACAACUUCGACCUGUCUCUGAACAUUUCCGAAGACGACUGCAGUGCCACCAGACAGCGCAGCGGGGCCUACAUGUCCCUGGACCAGACGUUCCACACUCCCAGCUUCGGGGAUGAAGAGUUCGACAUUCCUCCUCUGCAACUGCCUCCCGCCGACCACCAGGCCGCAACAGGGGAGGCCGACGUCUACCGACGGCCUCCUUCGGGUGCGCCACCCAACUCCGCCGUCGAUUCCUCCGCUCCCUCGGCUGAUCCGCUUGACUCUGGCUACGUCUCAGCCGCGGCUUCGGAGGCGUCGGCCGACCGGAGCGACGUCCGUCCCGGGGCCCGAGACUACGGUCUGCCUCCGCCUCCCCGGUAUCCCGAUCCGGCCGAGGCCCGCCGCCCGCCUCCUGGACGGACUCGGACUCCCUCCGAGGCGUGCCGGUCCCCGGUCGGAGCUACGGCCGUCCACCCGUCACCCGCCGACUCGGUUCACGCCUCCCCCGGACUGGAGACCAGUGAAGACAGCGACGACAGCACUCCGCUGUCUCAGCUGAUGGGAUCAGUCAAGCGUCCUUCUCCUGAGCCUCCAGAGCGGGCAGUGGUGGUAAAGUCAUCUGUUGCCAAGAAGCCCAAGCCGCAGAAGAAGAAGAAAAAGAGGGAUCCCAACGAACCGCAGAAGUAAGUUCUUCCUUUGAUUUCCUUUGUUUUCUCUGCCCAUUCAGACUGGUUUGCGGUGCAGACCAGUGGGAGUCUUGUUUGCCAUGCAAAGCCAUGUGGAAGGGAAUGCAGAUUCCAGGCUGCUGGACAAAGCAAUGAUCGGUUUGUCAGUCCAAAUAAAUUAAUAAUUGCCAGGAAGCAGCGGGUUUCUGGGUCAGGGGACAGAUUUUUACUUCGCCAACACCUCUUCUUUGCUGGGUUUGGAAAUCGACCACUUAUCUGGAUUUCUACUGAAGUCUACAACUUUUUCUCAUAAGAAAAAUUUUAAUUUUAAAAGUCUGUACUUAUAAAUAUGAUUUUAAUGUGGCUACUUUCCUUUGCCUCGUGCUAGGCUUCUAAUUUUAAAUCCUUAUCGAAAUAGGGACAAUUCUGUAAAAGGGAAUAAUAUUGCAAGGGAUUAACAUCGGGAAAUCUUCUUACACCUAAAGCCUAGUACUAACAUGCAGAAACAUUUGGUUUGGUCUUCUUUCAGUGUUGCGUGUGGAAAUUACCAUACGAACAAAAUGCAUGUUGCCAGCCAAUUGUAAGUAUAAAUGGCCACUGCAGUAAUAUAAUGUGAGCAGUGCGCCGGUGAUUGCUUUGUUAUGUUGACUAAACUUUCUAAGUUUCUUCAUGAUCUCAUUGCAAAUAAAGUGAAGAAUUUGGAUAAGAAAAAUAUUUCGAAAUAGGAUUUCUCAAUUGGGAUCCCAGUUGUUUUUUUAACCAGGGAAAUCCUGCAAAUUUCUUAAAAGUUCACUUUUUUCUUAUUUUAUGUUAAGGUUGAGGAAA